GGAGAAAGCCAAUCUACUGUAACUUAUACUGCAAGGUGAUGCUGCUCGGCCAGUUCAGUUGUCAGAACGCUAGUUUCACGUUUCAUCUGGAUACUAUUAUAGAGAUCUGAUUUGGGUGAGAUUUGUCAAAGUUUCUGAUGGCAGACAGAAGUGAGGGGCACUUAGUUGAUAUCCCAGCCAGUAGAGGGCAGCACUUUGCUGAUACUGUGGCUGACAGGUGUUACCAACAGUACCAGCAACUACCAAAAGAGGGAAAACCCCAAAAGGGCAAGGAAUGGGCCCUAAUGGCAGCUGUUGUCAUGACAACCAGCGGUAAUACUGCAAACAAACCCAGUGGAAACCAUGCUAUAGCGGAUUGUGAGAUCAUUGAUGUGGUUUCCAUAGGAACAGGCUCCAGAUGUAUUGGGAAGUCAUUUUUGACAGAUAAAGGUGAUAUCAUCAAUGAUAGUCAUGCAGAAGUGUUGGCCAGAAGAGCUUUUAUAAGUUACCUGUAUGACCAGCUGACUCUUGUUUACACAGACCAGGAGAGCAAAGUGUUAGAAGUCACCGAAAACUGCAGAGUCAAGGUCAAGGCUGGGGUCCAUUUCCAUUUCUUCUCCAGUCACACACCCUGUGGUGAUGCCUCUAUAUUUCCUAUAGCGGAGGAUGCUAUGGAUAAUACUGGCUUCAAGGUAGAAAACCACAACACAUCUCCAUGUCAACAGACCCAACAAGAUGGAAGUCAUGUUGGGACAGGAGGUAAAAGUCAUGAGGAAAAUAUAUUUAUGAACAGUUUUCAAAAGUCUGAGUUGUCAAUAUCAGGUUCUAGAAUUCAGAAUUUGGUAGCAAAAAGGAAAUCAUGUUACUGCAGUGAGGAAGAAAUACAAGCUAAAAAGUCAAGGUCAGUUAUUGAUGAGACUGACAAAGGUCAAGGUGAUGAGGCCAGAAAGUUAACAGAAGAUUUGCACGAACCAAAAAAUUGUAACAUAAGGGAAGAUCGAAAUCCUGGUAAUUUACAAACUCAGAUGAACCAAGAAUUUGCUGUGCAAAGUGAGAGAGACAUUGAGUCUGCUGUGCACCCACCACCUGAAGGGGACAUCUACAGGACAGGGGCCAAGUGUGUACCUGGGGGUGAGCAGGACAGCUUUAUGGCAGGUCAGGAUUACCACACAGUUGGACUGCUGAGGACCAAGCCUGGCCGAGGGGAUAGGACUCUCUCCCUGUCUUGUAGUGACAAACUUGCUCGCUGGAAUGUUGUUGGCUGUCAGGGGGCAUUACUCUCCAACUUCCUGUCACAACCAAUCUACUUUGAUACGAUUGUUAUUGGAAGCUGUCCCUACAGCCAUGAUGCCCUGGAUAGAGCGGUGAUACAGAGAAGUCGAGGUGUGGGUCCUCUUCCUCCUGGAUAUCGUCAUGGCAACCCACAGCUUCUCCAGUCCUCUCGACUUUUCCCAGACUCGCGCACUUCAAUAGAAAAAAAUUUUCAUGAUUCUUUGACACCUUGCCCCAGGUCUAUCACAUGGCACUGUAGACUGGUGGAGAACUUCCAUCAAGUAGUGGUCAACGGCAGACGGCUUGGGGCUACCAAAAAGAUGAGACAUGUGCCAAAAGUCCGGAGUAAAGUGUGCAGUAUGGAGUUGUUUCGCCGAUAUAUACAUAUGCUGGAGGUCAUUCCCAAGGAUAAACUUCCUCUCAUCCUCAGGUCGUCAAGGCAGCCAGCUGAUGUGAUGUAUGCAGAGUACAAAUCCAUGGCAACAGAAUACCAGACAGCAUGGGAAUGUUUAAAGAAACAAGAAAUAUUCAAAUCCUGGGUCCAUAAGCCUCAUGGGCUGACAUCUUUUUUACUGGAUAAUAAAUAACUAUU
This is a messenger RNA of Mizuhopecten yessoensis (Yesso scallop), 1843 nucleotides long. RefSeq names its product tRNA-specific adenosine deaminase 1-like. Gene Ontology annotation, biological process: RNA processing. Gene Ontology annotation, molecular function: RNA binding; adenosine deaminase activity. The transcript is spliced from 10 exons. The record is from RefSeq and is a predicted model, not a curated record. The coding region runs from base 138 to 1838 and encodes 566 amino acids. NCBI's taxonomy places the organism in Eukaryota, Metazoa, Mollusca, Bivalvia, Pectinida, Pectinidae.